ACGCUUGUGAACCAUCGUUUUUCAGUUUGUAGGAACAAGAGAGCCUAUAUGGACGUACAGUGAGACAGGAACGAGUCUUGUCCGAUGCAAGGUGGACAUAACGCGGACUAUGAACGACAGAGCGGUUUUAUUCAGAAGAAUGUACUCAUAUGCGGGACAAAAGUAUUCUUCCGAUCAGUGGGGAGUGUUCGAUAAACUUUACAAGGAGAGGAUGUCCAUAAGGCCUGCAGGCCCUACAUUUUACCAAAUGGAACAGGUCAUAUUUAUGUCUCAGGACUACAGUUGCGCAGUGAUUAUGACAACGUUGAUUGGUACACAUGUCUACAUAGCGCCCACCCGCUGGUACGAGCUUCGAGUGAGGAAUUCUGCCAUUGCCAGGGGGCCUCACGAGGAGUGUUUGCAAGAAUUCAAGUCUGUGACGUAUCCGAGACGCAUUGUUUAUACACCGGAAUGCCAGAGACUGCUUGCUACCGCUCCGACAGCCGACGCAAAAUAUUAAUAAAUGAA
Dermacentor silvarum is the source of this 507-nucleotide messenger RNA. RefSeq lists its product as uncharacterized. NCBI's taxonomy places the organism in Eukaryota, Metazoa, Arthropoda, Arachnida, Ixodida, Ixodidae. The record is from RefSeq and is a predicted model, not a curated record. The transcript has 4 exons. The coding region runs from base 110 to 499 and encodes 129 amino acids.